AACACGAGUGUUUGGCUUCACAGAAAAAUGGGAGUAGACGAUUCUUUCAAAAAACCAGGAUCCGUUCCGUUUAAGUGGGAGAUCAAACCCGGCGUUCCCAAAGUCCAAUCACAACAGCAACAGACAAAGCAACAACCACCGCUACAAGAACCGCCAUCUCCGCUGCGAAAGCUCCGGCCGCCGCCGGCGGGAUUGGUCUUCGUGCCUCCGCCGCCGGAGGCGAGGUCCCUGUCCUUUCGAUCGUCUUCCCGGACGCGGUCGGAGCGGUGGCGGUUCGAACGGCCGGAGAUCGUCACCGGCGGGUGCUUCCCGGCGAAUCCGCUGCUGAGGCGGAAGGGAAACAGAAAGAGGGAGACGACGCCGGAGAGCGAUUACGCGGCGGAGCUGGAGACGCUGGCUCGGUGGUCGGUGUCGUCUCGGAAAACGCUCUUGUCGUCGUUUCGGGAUUCGACGUCGUCGCCGUCGUCGAGUUUCUCGUCGCACCAGUCGUCGCCUAGGCCCGUCAACGACGCUGAGUGGGCCGGGUUUGGGCUGUUUUAAGUUUCUGCGUACAAUACGACGGCCCAUAAUGAUUUUUUUUUAAUUUUUUAAUUUUUGAGAAAAAUCACUGGGAAGAAGAUGGAUGAGAAGUUUGUCUGUGAUUACCAGCCUACUUUUAUUUUAUUUUAUUUUUUUUAAAGCUUUUUGUAGUUAUAUAACUUAUUAUAUAGCAUUAGUCAAAGGACCCGUCAAUCGUUCAUGUAUUCAGAGAAAAGCAAACAGGAAUGAAUUAUGAAGCUUUUCCAAGUCCUCCUUUGUAAAUUAUUACUUAUGCGAGUAAAUUAAGCAAUUAUGAAAAGCAUUUUCAA
Messenger RNA from Morus notabilis, 848 nucleotides. RefSeq lists its product as uncharacterized. The coding region runs from base 28 to 540 and encodes 170 amino acids. Lineage: Eukaryota; Viridiplantae; Streptophyta; Magnoliopsida; Rosales; Moraceae. The transcript has a single exon. The record is from RefSeq and is a predicted model, not a curated record.